AUGAGUGAGAAACUCGAUAUUGAUCAAAUACUCGAAAAGUGCGGUAACUUUGGUCGUUAUCAAUUAAUUCUGCUUGGAUUUUUCUGCUUAAUUAAUGUAUUGUCGUCAAUGCACUAUUAUUCUCAGACAAUCAUCAGCUUCGUGCCUGAACAUUGGUGCUACUCGGAUUUAACAGCAAGCAUGUCUGUGGAUGAUAGAAGGGCAUAUCAUUUGCAGUUCUCAAAACCAUCAUGUACAAAUAUUGAUGAGAUCUUAAUAAUGAAGGAUAGUGUAGAAGCAGAAAUUGGAUAUGAUAAAUCAUUGUGUAAAAAUGAUGAUUCUUUAGGAUGUCUCGAGCGUAUAAUAAAUACGAAUUCAACCCGAAGUCAAAAAGAAUGUAAAAAAUGGAUCUAUAACUAUGAUUUGCUAUUCGGCUACCAAAGCAUGACGAGUGAAUUAAAUUGGGUCUGUGAAAAUACAUGGAAAUCUAUUACUGGGCAAUCUACAUAUUUUAUUGGAAGUGUUGUUGGGACAUUAGUACUUGGAAUUCUUGCUGAUGCGAUCGGACGACUCCCCGUAUUAAUUAUUGCAAACAUGUUAGGAAUCGUUGGUAAUGGAUUAACAAUUUUCGCCACAAAUGAAAUUGUCUUUGCUUUAUGUCGGUUUAUAUCUGGCAUGGCGACCGACAACAAUUUUGUCAUGAUGUAUAUUCUUGUGUUGGAAUAUAUUGAUCCAAAAAUGCGUACAUUCGGAUUAAAUUUGUGUAUUGGCAUAUUUUAUUGUUUGGGAUCUGUUGUGUCGCCUUGGAUAGCUGUUUGGCUAGGAAAUUGGAAAUUGUAUUUAUUGGCUACAAUUAUUCCAACACUUGUGAUUCCAAUAUUUUAUUUUGUCGUGCCAGAGUCCGCGGAAUGGCUAAUAUCAAAGAAUAAACUCAACGAGGCUCUCAUUUGUUACCAAAAAAUUGCGAAAAUCAAUCGACGAAAAUUGGAUGAGAAAUUCAUAGCUGAUUUCAAAACAGUUGCUUUCGAUAUCAAUGCACAUCGAAUUAAAUCGAAUGAAAAGCAGAAUCCAUCUCUAAUAUCCUUAUUCAAAACACCCAGAUUGCGGAGAUUAACGCUGAUCCUUUUCUUCAAAUCAAUGAUCAUAACACUAGGAUAUGAUGCAAUAUCUAAGAAUGUCGAAGGACUUGGGAUGUCACCAUUUAUAUUAUUCAGCUUAAGUGCCUCAGCCAUUCUACCUGCGUGUCUCGUAAUUUUAGCUCUUCAAGACAGAAUCGGUAGAAAGGCAAUGGCAUCAUCAUCGCUUUUUGUUAGUGGAAUUUUCACAGCUGGAUGUGGAAUAAUUUUGGCAUACCAACAGAAAGAGAAUCAAAAGUCGAAUCAGUUACUCAUUGCUACAUUGAAUGUUAUAGGACGAUUUGGUAUAACUAUGGCAUAUAACAGCGGAGCACAAUAUGCGACGGAAUUGAUUCCAACAUGCGUACGAGGGCAAGGGGUGGCGGCAGCUCACGUAGCUGGAUAUGCUCUCACGUUUUUCAGCUCAUAUAUUCUUUACACUGCAACCGUUUUUAAGGCCAUGCCAUCCUUAAUUCUUGGUGUCUUGAGCUUUGCUGGCGCUUUUUGCUGUCUUUUCUUGCCUGAGACAUUAAAUCGAAAAACUCCUGUUACAUUACUCGAUGGAGAAGAAUUCGGUCGUGAUGAGAGAUUCUUUCAUUUUGCAUGUUUCGAUAAGUCAGAGGGGAAAGAGUAG
Chironomus riparius is the source of this 1728-nucleotide messenger RNA. Lineage: Eukaryota; Metazoa; Arthropoda; Insecta; Diptera; Chironomidae. The record is from the annotation of a GenBank genome assembly.